AUGGGAUGCAUCAUAUCCCGUUGCAAGUUGUACCGAUCCUCAAAAUCAAGCCACCUAGUAAUUAUCCGAUGGGUGAACUAUAAGGCUAUCGAAGGUACCCGCUACAAAGACCCGUCCUUCAGCAGCCACUGCACAGGCGCCACAAAGGCUAGCUUUAUCCGCGGCGGCUACCACUUCGCGCACCCGGGCUCUACAAACGGCGCGGAACAGGCCAACUAUUUCCUCGCCCACGGGGGCGGCUGGAGUGAUGACGGCAUCACGUUGCCGGGCAUGCUCGAUAUCGAAACCAACCCGAACGGUAACCAGUGCUACGGGCUCAGCGCAUCGUCUGGGUCCAGGAAUUUGUCGACACGUGCAAGUGCAAGACGGGCCGGUAUCCGAUGA
Molecule: messenger RNA, 384 nt
Organism: Blastomyces gilchristii SLH14081
Lineage: Eukaryota; Fungi; Ascomycota; Eurotiomycetes; Onygenales; Ajellomycetaceae
Product: murein transglycosylase
Exons: 2
Coding region: 1-384 (127 amino acids)
Biological process (GO): peptidoglycan catabolic process; cell wall macromolecule catabolic process; carbohydrate catabolic process
Molecular function (GO): lysozyme activity
Source: RefSeq, a predicted model, not a curated record